ACCCUCACUCGUUACACCCAAACACGCCCUACCCAUCUCCCCACCCUAAAACCCUAAUUAAACCCCUCUGCAACUCUUCUCCAAGCUCAAUUCAUGGCAGGCUCGAGAAGAAAGCUCAAGCGAUCACGAGCCAAAGUCAAGGUUGGGCUUCCCAAGAAGCACCCCAAUGUCUUCAAGCCUGCUUUCAACAUGCCACCUAAGCUUGUCAAGCUCCUAGACUUGUCUGAUACUCAAUGGGAUGACCAGGCCAGUGUUAUCAAGAAUUAUAAGACCUUUGGUGUUGUUUCUAACCCUAAUUUGCUUGGUGUGAGGUCUAGGCAUGAGAAGAUUAUGGAGAGUGAUGCUCUGCAAGCUCCUCCGCCCCAGAUUGAUGGCCCGGUUUCGGAGUUUGAGACGAUUGAUUCGGGGAGUGAUGUCGAAGAGGACGAUUUGAAGUCAGCCCUUGGAAAGAAGCGGAGGGACGGUAAAACUCUGCCACUGCUACCAUUGACAAAGAUGCAACGUGUUCACAUUGCUCCACUCGUGGAGAAAUAUGGAGAUGACUACCAGAGUAUGUUCAGAGAUACAAAAUUAAACAAGAUGCAGCAUUCAGUAGCAACUCUGGAGAAAUUAUGCGCAAGAUAUGUGAUGUGGAAAAACCAGAAUCCCUUACUCGUAGGAGGAAAAUAACUUGUUCGCAACAUUCAUCAAUGUACGAGAUUUUAAUCUCAGAUGUAAACUUCAACAUUUUGGUUAUAAUUUCCGAGACAGACUUAAUUCAAAUGCCAAUCAUAUGUCUGAUUUUGAUGUA
This is a messenger RNA of Daucus carota subsp. sativus, 790 nucleotides long. RefSeq lists its product as uncharacterized. Gene Ontology annotation, cellular component: nucleolus. The record is from RefSeq and is a predicted model, not a curated record. The transcript is spliced from 3 exons. Gene Ontology annotation, biological process: ribosomal large subunit biogenesis. The coding region runs from base 94 to 669 and encodes 191 amino acids. Lineage: Eukaryota; Viridiplantae; Streptophyta; Magnoliopsida; Apiales; Apiaceae.